Messenger RNA from Chroicocephalus ridibundus (black-headed gull), 2422 nucleotides. RefSeq names its product N-acetylglucosamine-1-phosphodiester alpha-N-acetylglucosaminidase (gene NAGPA). The coding region runs from base 1 to 1815 and encodes 604 amino acids. The record is from RefSeq and is a predicted model, not a curated record. Gene Ontology annotation, biological process: secretion of lysosomal enzymes. The transcript has 12 exons. NCBI's taxonomy places the organism in Eukaryota, Metazoa, Chordata, Aves, Charadriiformes, Laridae.
AUGGCGGCGUGCGGGGAGGCGGGGGCCGCGAGCGGGGGCCGCGGGCGGCGGCGGCCGGGGCCGGGGCCGGUGGGGCGGGCGGUGGUGGCCGCCGCGCUGGCGGUGCUGGGCUGGCUGCAGGCGGCGCGGGGCGCCGGGAGCCUGCCCAAUGACCCGCUGCUGCAGCCCUAUUUCCCCUCCCGGCAUGGCCCUCGGCACAACCACAGGCACAUCAGAGACUGUCAGCCCCUCAAGUACGGCAAUGUAACACAUGAAGCUUGGCCCAGUGACAACAGGACAGGCAGCCCAGUGGCUACCACCAGAACGUUUGUUUCUUACAUUCCCCCAGAUGGCGAGGACCGCAAGGUGGUCUAUGGCCACUUCACUUUUGUGAGGAACCCCCUGAGGACCUUCUCUGUGCUAGAGCCGGGCGGCACGGGAGGCUGCCAGGCUCAACGCAGAGCCACCGUGGAAGAGACUGCAAGGCUUGGGAAGUGUCUGGUGGCCCAGAACGGUGGGUACUUCAACAUGGAAACCGGAGAGUGCCUUGGGAACGUUGUGAGCAAUGGAAAGCUGGUGAGAAACUCUGGAGGCCUGCAAAACGCUCAGUUUGGCAUCCGGAAGGAUGGCACCAUGGUGUUUGGUUACCUGUCUGAGGAAGAUGUCUUGGAUCAAGCAAACCCUUUUGUGCAGCUUGUGAGUGGGGUAGUUUGGCUCCUAAGAGAUGGAGAAGUUUACAUCAGUCAGAGUCAAGUGGCUGAGUGUGGUGACAUUCAAACCACAGGAACUUUCGACAAGUUCAUCAAUGUGAUAUCAGCCAGGACUGCGGUUGGACACGACAGCCAGGGGCAGCUGGUCUUGGUUCAUGUGGACGGACAGACAGAAUCCAGAGGGGUCAACCUCUGGGAAAUGGCUGAGUUUCUGAAGAAGCAGGGAAUCAUCAAUGCUAUCAACCUGGAUGGUGGAGGGUCUGCGACGCUGGUCUUAAAUGGGACCCUGGCAAGUUACCCGUCCGAGCACUGCUCCUUUGACAGCAUGUGGCGUUGCCCUCGGAGCAUCUCGACCAUCAUGUGCAUCCACGAGCCUGCCUGCGAGCCCGCGGACUGCAGUGGCCACGGGGACUGCGUGGAAGGGGAGUGCCGCUGCGCUGGGGGCUUCUGGAGAGGCCCAGCCUGCGACAUCUUGGACUGCGGCCCUUCCAACUGCAGCCUGCGCGGCGUCUGCACUGACUCUGGAUGCCUGUGUGAUGCCGGCUGGACUGGCAGCAACUGCAGCGAAGGUUGUGCUAGCGGUUUCUAUGGGGACGCUUGCACCCAGAAAUGCCUGUGCCAGAACGGCGGCUCGUGCGACCCCGUGCACGGAGCCUGCUCCUGCCCAGCUGGGUACUACGGCACCAGCUGCGAGCAAGAGUGUCCCGUGGGCUGGUAUGGGCCGAACUGCCAGGAGGAGUGCGCGUGUGAACACACGUGUCCCUGCGACCGGGAGACGGGCAGCUGCAACAUCACCUACCACCGGGCAGUGCAGGAGCAGUUAAACAAAGCCGGGCGGUGUUUGGCUUCCCAGAAUAAGGGAAGGAGCAAAGGAAAGUUCUCUCUGUCAGAAAAAACCUGGAUCUCCAUGACCUCUGUCUUGGCUCUGCUUCUGGUGCUCAGCGCCAUGGGAAACGUGGGCCUUUUUCUCAAGGCCAGGUCAGAGAGGCACCAGGAGGGGGGUGACUACCUCUACCACCCGCUGAGGGAGAUGAACGGGGAAGCCAGUCACGCCUCCACCUCUGCCGCCUGCGAGAUAGAAGACACUCAGGACCAGAGCCAGGCGCUUCUUCAGAGCCCCAGCUGAGGAGAGAGGAGAAACUGGCGUGCUGUGCCCAGCUGCGUGGGCUGCCACAGAGGUACCACAGCCUGGAGCAGGGCAGCCUGAUGGUGGGACUAGGCUCGUCCUGCCCCAGCCCCGGGACAUCCCGUGCAGCCGCCCCUGCCCUUCCUCCUCCUCCUCGGGAGCCACUGCCGGCAGCGAGCCGGGCCGCCCUCAGUACUUCAAACAACCCAAGAUCCCAAACAUCUCAGCUGGAAAGCGGGCGUUUGACUAGAACACAUCCUCACACAACACGUUUUAAAAACAAACAAAAACAUAUUUGAGUUUGCUUCCACGGGAGGGAAAAUGAGCCUUUAAUGUGCUGCUUUGAUGCUGCAAAGAGGGGGUUAGAACCUGUCUGAGCCUGAACGUUAACAUUUUUAUGCACUCCGUUUUUAUCUCUCCAAGUAAAGGGCAUGUAAUUUUUGUGCUGCUGUUGGCAUCAAAUCAACCUGUAAAUGGAAGAUUCUAUUUUUCUAUUAUUUACAGAACACCGAAUAAAGUCUGUUACUAAUAACUGCCUGAAACUCAGAUUCUUGACAGCCAGUUGCAGGAGGAAGCCGCGAUCCUUUCCCAGUUAAUCCCAGUUGGC